Molecule: messenger RNA, 573 nt
Organism: Ogataea haglerorum
Lineage: Eukaryota; Fungi; Ascomycota; Pichiomycetes; Pichiales; Pichiaceae
Exons: 2
Coding region: 1-573 (190 amino acids)
Cellular component (GO): nucleosome
Molecular function (GO): protein heterodimerization activity; structural constituent of chromatin; DNA binding
Source: RefSeq, a predicted model, not a curated record
AUGUCUGGUGGAAAAGGUGGAAAAGCAGGAACUUCUGAAAAGGCUUCGACAUCUAGAUCGUCUAAAGCUGGUUUGACUUUCCCAGUUGGAAGAAUCCACAGAUUGCUCAGAAACGGAAACUACGCUCAAAGAGUGGGUUCUGGUGCCCCAGUUUACUUGACUGCUGUGUUAGAGUAUUUGGCUGCCGAAAUUUUGGAGCUGGCCGGUAACGCUGCUAGAGACAACAAAAAGACCAGAAUCAUCCCAAGACACUUGCAAUUGGCCAUCAGAAACGACGAGGAACUGAACAAGCUGCUCGGUCAUGUGACUAUUGCUCAAGGUGGUGUUUUGCCAAACAUCAACACCGAGCUCUUGCCUAAGAAGGUCGGUAAGAAGGAGUCCCAAGAAUUAAGAGUGCUCAAGUUCGUCAGAGAACAAUACGAGUCUAUCUCCAAGAGAUUCAAUAACAACACCGAGAGAAAGGAGGAGACUCCAGCCGAGGAAACGCUUCCUGUUGAAGAGGCUCCAGCCGAGGAGGCCGCUCCUGCGAAGGAGGCUCCAGCUGAGGAGCCUGAACAAGCCGCCGCCAAAUAA